Molecule: messenger RNA, 4929 nt
Organism: Pseudopodoces humilis (Tibetan ground-tit)
Lineage: Eukaryota; Metazoa; Chordata; Aves; Passeriformes; Paridae
Source: RefSeq, a predicted model, not a curated record
AUGACCCGCCAUGAUGGCACCUCCCAUGGUGGUGACAUCUCCAACAGUGACAUCUUCAAUGGUGACGUCUCCAAUGGUGACAUCUCCCACUGUGGUGGCAUCGCACGUGGUGGCAUCUCCAAUGGUGGCAUCUCCAACAGUGACAUCUCCCACUGUGGUGGCACCUCCUGUGGCAUCACAUCCCAUGGUGGCAUCUCCUGUGGUGGCACCUCCAACAAGGACAUCUCCCACAGUGGUGGCACCUCCCAUAGUGACGUCUCCCAUGGUGGCAUCUCCAAUGGUGACACCUCCCACAGUGGUGGCAUCUCCUGUGGUGGCACCUCCUAUGGUGGUGACAUCUCCAACGGUGACACCUCCCACAGUGGUGGCAUCUCCAACAGGAAUAUCUCCAAUGGUGACAUCUCCAAUGGUGCCACCUCCCACAGUGCCACCUCCCUCACUGACGUCUCCCAUGAUGGUGGCUUCUCCAAAAGGGACAUCACCCAUGGUGGCACCUCCAACAGUGGUGGCAUCUCCCAUGGUGGCAUCUACAACGGGGACAUCUCUGAUGGUGACACCUCCCAUGGUGGUGGCAUCUACAACAGGGACAUCUCUAAAAGUGACACCUGCCAUGAUGGUGACACUUCCCGUGGUGUCACUUCCCACAGUGACAUCUCCAACAGUGACACCUCCCAUGAUGGUGACACCUCCUGUGGUGGCACCUCCCACAGUGACGUCUCCCAGGGGUUUGGCACCUCCCAUGACGGUGACACCUCCCACGGUGACACCUCCCAUGAUGGUGACAGCUCCCAUGACAGUGACACUUCCUGUGAUGGUGACACCUCCUGUGACGGUGACACCUCCUGUGACAGUGACACCUCCCAUGACAGUGGCAUCUCCCAUGGUGACACCUCCCAUGAUGGUGACACCUCCCAUGAUGGUGACACCUCCCAUGGUGACACCUCCCAUGACAGUGACACCUCCCAUGAUGGUGACACCUCCUGUGCUGGCACCUCCCACAAUGACGUCUCCCAUGGUGACACCUCCCAUGACAGUGACACCUCCCAUGGUGACACCUCCCAUGGUGACAUCUCCCAUGAUGGUGACACCUCCCAUGGUGACACCGCCUAUGGUGGCAUCUCCCAUGGUGACAUCUCCCAUGGUGACACCUCCCAUGGUGACAUCUCCCAUGAUGGUGACACCUCCCAUGGUGACACCGCCUAUGGUGACACCACCUAUGGUGGCAUCUCCCAUGGUGACACCUCCCAUGAUGGUGACACCUCCCAUGAUGGUGACACCUCCCAUGGUGACACCACCUAUGGUGGCAUCUCCCAUGGUGACAUCUCCCAUGACAGUGACACCUCCCAUGGUGACACCUCCCAUGACGGUGACACCUCCCAUGGUGACACCACCUAUGGUGGCAUCUCCCAUGGUGGCAUCUCCCAUGGUGACAUCUCCCAUGACAGUGACAUCUCCCAUGGUGACACCUCCCAUGACGGUGACAACCCUCAUGGUGGUGACACCUCCCACGGUUCCACCACUGUCGCCACCACCCCCCACAUCCCCCCCUGUCCCCUGCCGCUCCUGCUGCUGUCCCACCACCCCCGGUGGCCUCCCCCGCUGUCCCCCGUCCCCUUCCUCCUCCUCCUCCUCCUCCUCGUCCCCUGCCCCUCUCUGGCCGCCACCUUCAAGGUGGCCGUGCUGGGUCCCUGGAGCUGCGACCCUCUGCUGGCACGGGCUCUGCCGGACGUGGCCUCGCGCCUGGCGGUGGCGCGGCUCAACCGCGACCCGGCGCUGACCGCGGGUUACUGGUGGGACGCGGUGGUGCUGCCCGAGGCCUGCUCCACGCCGCAGGCCGUGGCCGGGCUGCUCAGCGCCGAGCGCUACGCCGGCGCCAUCGUGGGCCCGCUCAACCCCGCGGCCUGCGGCGCCGCCGGGCUCCUGGCCGCCGCCUGGAACAAGCCCUUGGUGUCCUGGGCGUGCGCCGGGGCCGGAGCGGUCACUCUGGUCAACCCCCUGCCCGCUCCGGCCGGCGUCCUGCACGCCGUGCUGCACUACUUCCGCUGGGCGCACGUGGCCGUGGUGGCCGCGCCGCAGGACCUGUGGGUGGACACCGGGCAGGAGCUGGCGCGGGAGCUGAGGGCCAGGGGGCUGCCGGUCACCGUGGUCACCGCGGCCGGAGAGGACGAGGACGAGGCCGAGGAGGCGCUGAGGAGGGUGCAGAGGGCGGACGGGGUGCGAGUGGUGGUGAUGUGCAUGCACUCCGUGCUCCUGGGCGGGCGGGAGCAGAAGGUUCUCCUGGAGAAGGCCGAGGACCUGGGCAUGACGGACGGGACCUUCGUCUUCAUCCCGUACGACGCGCUGACCUUCGCGCUGCCCUACCGCCGCGUGCCCUACCCGGUGCUGGCCAACAACACCAAGCUGCGCCUGGCCUACGACGCUGUGCUGACCAUCACCAUCGACUCGCCCGACGCCUCCUUCCACGAGGCCCUGGAGGAGGCCAAGAAGGCCUACGAGGUCCCCGCGAACCUUGACCCCGCAGAGGUCCACCCGCUCUUCUCCACCAUCUACAACUCCAUCUACUUCCUGGCCACGGCGGUGGAGGCCACGCGCCGCAGCGGCCGCUGGGUGAUGGGCACCAGCGUGGCCGACCACGCCCGCGACUUCCAGCUCCAGGGCUUCUGCCAGACCUUCACCGUGGACGAGGACGGCGACGUCUCGGUGCCCUACGUGGUGCUGGACACGGACGGCAAAGGCCACCACCUGUGGGCGGUCUACGGGCUGGAGCCGGGCACGCGCGGCCUCAGCUACCGCAGCCACAGCCCCCACUGGCCCCACAGCUCCAGCCCGGCCACCGACGCCGGCUGCUGGUUCGACUCCAGCGCCAUCUGCAACGGCGGGAUGGACGCCGGAUUUGUCUUCUUCUUGUUCCUCCUCAUCGCCGCCCUCGGCGCAGCCGGCGCCGCCCUCGCCUGCCACAUCAGACGCCGCAUCCAGCAGGCGCAGCUCAUGAAGGGCCCCAACAAAAUCAUCCUGACCAUGGAGGACCUGACCUUCAUCAACACCCAGAGCAGCAAACAGGUGGACAGCAGCCACGCCAGCCUGGCCGGCCAGAGCGGGGGUGACAACAAGAGCGUCCUCAGUGCCACCCCCGGCCCCGACAACACCAACGUGGCCGUGGCCGAGGUGAGACCCCCCUGUCCCCUCCCCCCGUGUGGCAGCAGUAACCUCCCCCUGCUCCUGCUCUUGUUUAACCAGCAGGGCCUUGUCGCCUCCGUGCAGGGUGACUGGGUGUGGCUGAAGAAGUUCCCGGGGGACCAACACACGGAGGUGAAACCGGCCACCAAGCUGACCUUCUGCAAGCUGCGGGACCUGCGGCACGAGAACGUGAACCUGUUCCUGGGCUUCUUCCACGACUGCGGCAUCUUCGCCAUCGUGUCCGAGCACUGCUCGCGCGGGAGCCUGGAGGACCUGCUGCGCAACGAGGACAUGAAGCUCGACUGGAUGUUCAAGUCCUCCCUCCUCAUCGACCUCAUCAAGGGCGUGCGGUACCUGCACCACCGCGACGUGGUCCACGGGCGCCUCAAGUCGCGGAACUGCGUGGUGGACGGGCGCUUCGUGCUCAAGGUCACCGACCACGGCUACAACCAACUGCUGGAGGCCCAGCGCGUGCCCGCCCCGCCCCCGCAGCCACACGAGCGGCUGUGGACGGCGCCGGAGCUGCUGCGGGACGAGGCCCUGGAGCGGCGCGGCUCCUUCCGGGGGGACGUCUACGGCAUCGGCAUCAUCAUGCAGGAGGUGAUCUGCAGGAGCGCCCCCUACUGCAUGCUGGGGCUGCCCCCCGAAGAGAUCAUCGAGAAGGUCCAGCGGCCGCCCCCCCUGUGCCGCCCCGCGGUCUCGGCCGACCAGGCCCCGCUCGAGUGCAUCCACCUGAUGAAGGAGUGCUGGAGCGAGCAGCCCGAGAAGAGACCCACCAUCGACCAGGUGUUCGACCAGUUCCAUGGGGUUUCUGUGGGUGGAGCCACCCAGACCUCUGGGUCAGCAGAUGGUCAAAGUGGCCCCUGGACACCCUUGUGGUCAACCUUGAUCCCCACGGGUCACCAGAAGGUCCCAAUGGCCACAUUGGCCACUCUUUGACCACCGAGACCCCCCGGACGCUCUGGCUGCCCCCUGGGUGACCGCUGGGUGACCCCUGGGUGACCCCCGGGCAGGUCGGUGGCCGAGGCGCUGAAGAUGGGGACGCCGGUGGAGCCCGAGUACUUUGAGGAGGUGACGCUGUACUUCAGCGACAUCGUGGGCUUCACCACCAUCUCGGCCAUGAGCGAGCCCAUCGAGGUGGUCGAUCUCCUCAACGACCUCUACACCCUCUUCGACGCCAUCAUCGGCUCCCACGACGUCUACAAGGUGGAGACCAUCGGCGACGCCUACAUGGUGGCGUCGGGGCUGCCCAAGCGCAACGGGAACCGGCACGCCGGCGAGAUCGCCAACAUGUCCCUGGACAUCCUCAGCUCCGUCGGCACCUUCAAGAUGCGCCACAUGCCCGAGGUGCCCGUGCGCAUCCGGAUCGGGCUGCACUCGGGGCCGUGCGUGGCGGGCGUGGUGGGACUGACCAUGCCGCGGUACUGCCUGUUCGGGGACACCGUCAACACCGCGUCGCGCAUGGAGUCCACCGGACUGCCCUAUCGCAUCCACGUGAACCAGCGCACGGUGGCCAUCCUGCUCUCGCUGCAGGAGGGGUUCAAGGUCGACAUCCGCGGCAAGACCGAGCUCAAGGGGAAAGGUGUGGAGGACACCUAUUGGCUCGUGGGGCGCGAGGGCUUCACCAAACCCAUCCCCACCCCCCCUGACCUCCUGCCGGGUGCGAGCAACCACGGGAUCAGCCUGGACGAGAUCCCGGCCGAGCGCCGGCGGAAGCUGGAGAAGGCGCGGCCGGGCCAGGUGCUGAAAUAG